UUCAGAGUUACGCAGACAAUCAAAAUAGAUUUAACUGGUGCGGUGAAGCGUCCAGCCGGUGCGAUAGAUGGACCCGAUGCAAAACGACCGACUCAAGUGAUCAACAUGGUCGACGAGGAAAUACCACGCCCACCAGAGCCUGAACUACAACAAUUGUAUGAGGAAUACAGUUUAUCGCGACAGCGGUAUACUUACUAUCGUGAACGACUGCAGAAGGAGAUUCACGCGAAACGCAAUGGCAUGGCUGGAUCGGUUUACGCCCCACUUGCUCCGUUGGGCACGACAUCUACACAGUACUGCUUACUGCAGUUUUACAGUUUCACAUAA
Cooperia oncophora is the source of this 327-nucleotide messenger RNA. Lineage: Eukaryota; Metazoa; Nematoda; Chromadorea; Rhabditida; Trichostrongylidae. The record is from the annotation of a GenBank genome assembly.